Trematosphaeria pertusa is the source of this 1629-nucleotide messenger RNA. RefSeq names its product P-loop containing nucleoside triphosphate hydrolase protein. Gene Ontology annotation, molecular function: single-stranded DNA helicase activity; ATP hydrolysis activity; ATP binding. Bases 1 to 1629 code for a protein of 542 amino acids. The record is from RefSeq and is a predicted model, not a curated record. Gene Ontology annotation, biological process: regulation of DNA repair; DNA repair; DNA-templated DNA replication. Lineage: Eukaryota; Fungi; Ascomycota; Dothideomycetes; Pleosporales; Trematosphaeriaceae. The transcript has a single exon. Gene Ontology annotation, cellular component: nucleus.
AUGGUUUUUUGUCCUGUAUGCAACAAGCAAGUCAAAGAAAGCCUGAUCAACGAGCACAUCGACAGCGGCUGCACCGACCACAUCCUCCCGCAGAAUGACACGCCCAAUCCGACCAGGACGCACAGCUUCUUCACCCCCACGGCCCGCAAGGCUACUACUGCUGCAACCAGCGUUAAGAACGGAAACCCUGCCUCGUCGCCGCCCGCUCCGCCCGCUGCGACACAACGCGUAGAACGCCCGAAGACACCUCCGGCAAAUGUUGGGACGAAACGAUCUUCCGACGAGGCUGCCGAUGGGCACGCCAACGGCGACCCUCACUCGCCGCCGACUCCGAAGCGAAAGAAGAAGCUGAGAGUGUUGGACCAUGUUGCGCCUCUGGCGGAGCGGAUGCGGCCAACCACGCUCGACGAUGUGUACGGCCAAGAGCUAGUUGGGCCAAACGGACUGCUUCGAGGCAUGCUCGAAAGCAAAAAGCUGCCGUCCAUGGUGCUUUGGGGGAAGUCCGGAACCGGAAAGACGACUAUCGCUCGCCUUAUCGCGAACCAGUCCGGCUCGCGCUUCGUAGAAAUCAACAGCACAAGCACGAAGUUGGAUGAAGUCAGGAAGAUAUUCGCGGAGGCUCUGAAAGAUCUACAGCUUACGGGGCGCAGAACCAUCGUCUUUUGUGACGAAAUACACCGGUUCACGAAGACCCAGCAGGACGCCUUCUUGGGGCCUGUCGAGGCCGGACAGAUUACUCUGAUUGCUGCUACUACAGAAAAUCCUUCGUUCAAGGUCAUCAACGCCCUCCUGUCGCGCUGUCGGACGUUCACGUUGGUAGACUUGAGCGAGAAUGAUUUGGUCAAGAUACUAGAACGGGCUAUGGAGGCUGAAAACUGCGCAUCACCGCUAUUAGACGCUGAAAUGCUUCGGUACUUCGCAUCGUUUUCGGACGGAGAUGCGCGCACCGCCCUGAAUCUCCUCGAGCUCGCCAUGGGCUUGAGCGCCAACCCGUCCAUCACCAAGGACGGCAUCAAGAAGAGGUUAACAAAGACGCUCGUGUACGACCGCGCCGGCGACCAGCAUUACGACAGCAUUUCCGCAUUACACAAGUCGAUAAGGGGGUCCAAUGCAGACGCCGCUCUGUACUACCUAGCACGAAUGCUGGAGUCCGGAGAAGACCCCCGAUACAUCGCCCGUCGCCUCAUCGUUGUCGCCUCGGAGGACGUCGGGCUUGCAGAUAAUUCCAUGCUAUCCCUCGCAACAGCAACGUACGCUGCCUGCGAGAAGAUCGGUCUGCCCGAAUGCCGCAUCAACCUUGCGCAUGCCGUCGUAGCCCUUAGCCUCUCACCGAAGUCAACACGAGCAUAUCGAGGGCUGAACGCCGCCAUGGCUGCCUUGAAAGAGCCGGGAGUAGCAAGCUUGCCAAUCCCAUUCCAUCUGCGGAAUGCCCCGACCGCUCUGAUGAAAGAAAUUGGCUAUGGUGAUGGUUAUAAAUACAACCCGGAUUACCUGGACGGGAGAGUGAAGCAAGAGUACUUGCCCGAGAAGAUAAGAGGACGGAAGUUCUUGGAGGAUGUUGAUUUGGGAACUGUGGUGGAUGAAGAUCUACUGGACGAGGACACUCUGCGACCGGAGUUGGAUGAUUGA